Molecule: messenger RNA, 851 nt
Organism: Prorocentrum cordatum
Lineage: Eukaryota; Dinophyceae; Prorocentrales; Prorocentraceae
Source: the annotation of a GenBank genome assembly
ACCUGCAGAAGAACAAAUUCGGCGACGGGCAGGGCGGUGCCAAGCUCCAGAUAGUGUCGGCCGCCGCUGAAGAUGGUCAGGAUGCUGCGAAGUGCGGAUGGAAGAGCACCUGCACGGUCCCGACGCCGAACGGCUGCUCUGUCAUGCAGACGGCCACCGGCACGAGCAAGAAGGCUGCCGAAGCGAGCGCGGUGGAGAUGGUGCUGAAGGUGCUGAGGAAUCUGGGCCUCAUGCGCAACGUCAGGGACGUGGCGUCGACCCCCGCGGCUGGAGGCGUCGAGCCGAGCGCGAAGCGGACGAAGCUUUCGAGCUUCGACUUCGAGGACGGCGCUGGCGCCGCGCCGCCACUGCAGGCGAUCCGCGCCGAGGCGCUGGAGAUGUCCCAGCGGAAGGUGGAGGCCGAGGGGAUCAGGGGUAACGACGGCAAGGGCGGCGGCAAGCGAAAGGUAGUGUUCGGCUACAACAUCGAGUCCGCCAAGGGCUGCUUGUUGCAGUACAUCCGCAAGAGGGGCCUCUCCGACAAGAUACCAUCGGUGCCGCUGCAGCCGACAGGCUGCCAGGCCACGAAGCUGCGGGAAGCGCCAACGUACCUCGCGCUCGAGGCGGGCCGGGCCACUCUUGCGCGGCAGGUGGUGGCCGAGCUGGUCCAGCACGGCGAGCUGUCCCCGUUCCAGAGCAAGACCGACGCCCUGAGGGAGGGCCUGCAGCCCUUGGACGCGGGCCUCACUCCCGAGGCCGAGGCGCGCCUGACGGCCGCGCUGGGCAAGCUCGGCGUGCCGCUGGGUGGCUCGGGGCAGAUGGUGCAGCCGUGGGUGGACGCCUCCGCGUGGGCCACGACGCCCACCGCCAGG